This is a messenger RNA of Cylindrotheca closterium, 639 nucleotides long. NCBI's taxonomy places the organism in Eukaryota, Bacillariophyta, Bacillariophyceae, Bacillariales, Bacillariaceae. The record is from the annotation of a GenBank genome assembly.
AUGGGCCGAAAAGCAUGGAACGAUGCCAUGCGAUCCGCGGCUGGCGUAAAUGCCUUGCCCGCCGAGUUGAAACCACGCACCAACAAACGUCGCUCCGAUCGUCGCAAGAAGCAAGACCGUCGGGAAAAGGCGCGGAAAACCAACGUGGUCGGCAAUAAGGAAUUGCUGGCUGCGGCUUGGAUGGACGCUUUGGAAGAUAUUGCUCCAUCGGGUCCUGCGGCAGAAGACGACGAUUCUUACGAUGAAUUAGACGAAUUGGGAGAUGACAAGAAGAAACGCGGCAAACGCAAACGAACGACCACGACAAAGAAGACCAAGGGGGCGGGCGUCUUGCCCAAGCGUUUCAAACCACGAUCACUGGCUAGCUUGCUGUUGGAAGAUAUGAAUCGAGAGGAUGGAGCUUCCCAAGAUUGGUUGAACAGUGAAGCUCGGAACACUUCUGGCAAAAAACCGAUUGUCCGCAAAAUGUGUCCCGUCACUGGACUCUAUGGCAUCUAUACGGAACCAAAGAGUAGAAUACCCUUUGCCAAUUUGAAAGCUUUGGAACAAAUUAGAGAAAGACCACCGCCGUGGAUGAACUUGAGUGGCAAUUUAGCCUAUCAUGAAGCUGCUGCCAGUAUUCGGGGUGAAGAGAGUUGA